AUGGAAUUCUUACCCUUCCUUUUGUUUUCAACAAGUUUCAUUCUCUUUCUCAUACAAAUUCUAAAAGCAAGAAAAAAAAUAUCAAAGGUCACAAACAAGGCACAAAAAAACCUACCACCUGGUCCAUGGAACCUUCCAAUCCUAGGAAGCAUCCACCACCUUAUUGGCUCUCUACCUCAUCACCGUUUGAAACAUCUCUCCAAAAUCCAUGGCCCUAUCAUGCACCUUAAACUAGGCGAAGUAUCAACCAUAGUAAUAUCUUCACCAAAAUUCGCCAAAGAGAUUCUCAAAACCUAUGACUCAAUCUUUGCUCAAAGACCACAUCAAAUAGGAGCAGACAUCAUGUGUUACGGUUCCACCGACAUCGCGACGGCACCGUACGGAAGCUAUUGGAAACAACUAAGAAGACUAUGUUCACAAGAGCUUCUUUGUACAAAACGUGUGAGAUCGUUUCAAUCCAUUAGAGAACAAGAAGUAUCUGGUUUAAUAAAACAUAUUUCUAAUAACAUUGGAUCAUGCAUUAACGUAAGUGAAAAAGUUACAUGCAUGACAAGUGCAAUAACUUCAAGAGCUGCUUUUGGUAAAAUAUGUAAAGAUCAACAAGAGUUUCUUUUGUUGAUUAAGAAACUUGUGAAACUUGCGGAAGGUUUUAUUGUGAUUGAUUUGUUUCCUUCUCAAAAGUGGUUGCAUGUGAUUAGUGGAAUGAAGCCUAAGUUGGAGGAGUUGCAUAAAAAAUUUGAUAAUAUUAUUGAAAAUAUCAUCAAAGAGGCUGUGAAAAAGAGUUAUGAUGAAGGAGAGACAGUAGAGGGGUUUCUUUCUGUUCUUCUUAGGAUUAAAGAUCAUGAUGAGGCUCUUGAGUGUCCUUUAACAAUCGAUAACAUCAAAGCUGUUAUUUUGGACAUGUUUGUUGCUGGAAGUGAUACAUCAUCUGCAAUCAUAGAAUGGGCCAUUUCAGAAAUGCUGAAAAAUCCAACAGUGAUGAUCAAAGCUCAACAAGAAGUAAGACAGCAUUUUGGCAGCAAAGGAUACAUUGAUGAAACAUCUCUUCAAGAACUGAAAUAUCUAAAAGCAAUCAUCAAAGAGACACUGAGAUUGCACCCUCCUUUCCCUCUUCUUCUCCCAAGAGAGUGCAGAGAAACUUGCGAGAUUAAUGGAUACACCAUACAUGCAGGAAACAAAGUUAUCGUAAAUGCAUGGGCGAUUGGAAGAGAUCCUGAGUAUUGGAGUGAAGCGGAGAGGUUUAUUCCAGAGAGGUUUUUGGAUUGUGCAAUUGAUUAUAAAGGUUCCAAUAUGGAAUAUAUACCGUUCGGUGCGGGAAGGAGAAUCUGUCCGGGGAUUUUGUUUGGUGUGUCGAGUAUCGAACUCGCUCUUGCAGAACUUGUUUACCAUUUUAAUUGGGAACUUCCUAGUGGAUUGACGUUGGAAAAUCUAGAAAUGACCGAAGCUUUGAGCUCCUCGUCGAGAAGGAAAAAUGAUCUGAUACUAGUUCCUGUUUCUUGCUACAAUCCUAUGUGA
Lathyrus oleraceus (garden pea) is the source of this 1515-nucleotide messenger RNA. RefSeq names its product desmethyl-deoxy-podophyllotoxin synthase. The transcript is spliced from 2 exons. Lineage: Eukaryota; Viridiplantae; Streptophyta; Magnoliopsida; Fabales; Fabaceae. The record is from RefSeq and is a predicted model, not a curated record. Bases 1 to 1515 code for a protein of 504 amino acids. Gene Ontology annotation, molecular function: heme binding; oxidoreductase activity, acting on paired donors, with incorporation or reduction of molecular oxygen; iron ion binding.